Messenger RNA from Sardina pilchardus (European sardine), 939 nucleotides. Its product is annotated as protein TUNAR-like. Bases 679 to 939 code for a protein of 86 amino acids. Lineage: Eukaryota; Metazoa; Chordata; Actinopteri; Clupeiformes; Clupeidae. The record is from RefSeq and is a predicted model, not a curated record. The transcript has 2 exons.
CGCACUUCAGUGGAAGAACGAUCCUCUCACUUUAUCUCUCUCUCUCUCUCUCUCUCUCUCUUUCUCUUUCUAGAACUUUUGCUCUGUCUCUUUUGGCGUCUUCACUUCUCUUGUGGACAUUGAAGUUGGGAGACACCAAAUAUAAAGCUCUGAACUCUUUCAAAGUACUGGGCAAGAGUGGUGGCAGCAUCAACUAAAUUGAGGACAUUGUUUUGUUGUCCAGGAGUCCAGCUAAGUGCCCUAGUGUAGGUCAUUGGCUUUCCCUGUGUGAAUGGGAGAUGUUUGAGCUACUUAAUGGGACUGUAGCUAAUUAAAAAAAAAGGGAGAGAGAGUGUUGAGCACAUGGUUCUUACUCUCUCCACUCCUCUUCUCUCCUCUCCUGUCAUUUCAUCUGUCUAUCGCCGGCUCUCACUUCAUCUCGGAGAGAAAGAAGUGAUGGAGCGGUGUUCUUCCCUCCUCUCCUCGCCUCUGAUGACGGAUUGAAAAACUCGGGGCGCCAGUGAGAUGAAACUCGGCACGGGGAAAUACGUCCACCCGAGAGAGAGACAAACUGCGCGCACGCCCGAAACGGACACCCUGACCGGAGGAGAAGAGCGAGUGGACACAGACCUCUCUGAAAUCCAGGAGCCCCCCCAGCCGAAGAAUGAUCGGAGCCGACUUUCCCCUUAGUGUCCAGGGAUGUCUGUGCACUCCGGAAAGGCACUGUUGUCCAGCAUGUCCAGUGCUAUGUUCCUCCUGAUGCUGUGCAAGCAGAUUGGUCUGAGAGGAAAGCGGCAGACUUUUUCUGGGAAAAUGGUAAAUACUGUCCUCAGUGAUGAAGAAAAGGGCAUCCAAGACAAGGAGGGCAAGGAGGAGUCCAUUCUGGCCAUGCUGGGCAUCAUCGGGACCAUCCUGAACCUCGUCGUCAUCAUCUUCGUCUACAUCUACACCACGCUGUAG